CAAGUUUCACUUCGGUCGUGUGCUUUGUGUUGUCAGGCAGAAAGACACACACACUAGACUACCGGGCCGGCGUAGGAUCUUGUCGCAUUUUUUUCCUCCCAAUUUUGUACAUUUAUCUGUUUUCCUAACUAUGUCGGUGGUGUGUGAUUCUGGAUUCUCGAGUGAGGAGGUGUUAAACAGCCGCUUCCCUCUCCACCGGGCGUGCAGAGAUGGAGAUGUCGGCGCCUUGUGCUCCUUGCUUCAUACAACCGCGAACCCGGCUGACCUCACCGUGGAGGACACCUUCUACGGCUGGACGCCCAUACACUGGGCAGCUCAUUUCGGAAAGCUGGAGUGUGUGAUGCGUCUGGUACAAGUGGGCUGCGGCGUCAACAUUGUGACCUCCAAGUUUGCCCAGACACCAACUCACAUUUCAGCAUUUGGAGGCCAUCCCCAAUGCUUGUUAUGGCUCCUACAAGCCGGCGCAGACAUUAAUAGACAGGACUAUGUGGGCGAGACGCCCAUCCACAAGGCUGCACGUGCGGGCAGUCUGGAGUGCAUCAACGCUCUCCUAGUGCACGGAGCAAAAGCUGAUGUAAGGAAUGCCAGUGGGCUGACCGCCGCCGACCUGGCCCACGCGCAGGGCUUCCAGGAGUGUGCUGAGCUUCUCGCCAAUGCCCAAAACUUUCAACAAAACAUGGCUCAGUUCCAUAAUGGGGCCUUUCUUAAUGGCACCAGCCAGAAUGGGGGCCACACACACCCCGCUAUCCAGAGCCGCAGCUUCUUCAAGGGCAUACCCAACAGAAAGAGGUCAUUCGAUGGCCAGGAAAUCAACACGGUUAAGAAGGCAAGACCUAAUGGCGCUGGCAAUGCGUUCGAACUGCAGAACGGCAACGGGCCUCUGGUUGGUGCUGGAGAGUCCCCAAUGGAAAGCAUGGAGUUGGCGUCUACUGUAAACUCAGGUGGGCCAGGACCCGUUUCAUUGGGGCUGAAUGGGCUUGCGCCAGCCAACGAACCAGGGCCUAUGGAUCAGUGGGAGGACCAGGGGGGGCGGGCCACCUCCAACCCCGCAGCUAAAGAGCUGGAGGUCUUCAAUGUGACAUCCAUGCAGACUCCUUGUCGCUGCACUAAUUCGUACGCUUAUUUGUAGACAGGUCGCGAGUGUGUGUUCUGUGCGUGUGUGUUGCCACACAUUCUAAUAGUCACAUUUGUGUUGUAUAUAUUUCGCUAUUGUUAAACUAUGGCUUAUGGCAAUUGUUUGCAUCUUACAUGGAUAAAGCUAAGUAGAAAGGUGUGUGUGUUGCAGUGUGCGUAAGUUUUUCUACCCUCCUGUAUACCUGAUUUCGAACAAGAUUUUAAAGCAUUUGUCCAGUUAUACUGUCGGUUUGAGAGUUAAAAACUUAUUUUGCACAUUUUUAUAGGACAUUGGCAGAUAAAAAUGGUUGUUCCCUGUCUCAGUUGUUAAACAGUGUAAAAAAUAACACUGUCCUUGGUUAUUAGUCUUAAUGGCAAUUUGUUCACAACAGUCAACUAACAAAUUUACUGUUGUAUCCAUUUUUGUUGUGGCUAAGGUGUUGAGAAAAGUUUAAAGGGAAUUUUAUAAUCAGUUAGUUGGCCCAGAAAGUUUGCAUUUAUUUGUAUUGUUUGCUAAGAAAACAAAGCCUUAUUGCUUGAGCUGAUUGUGGAAACAAUUUGAAUUGUUUCCUCAUUGCAUUUAAAUUUGUUUGGGAUUUUGUGUGUCAGUGUUGAUCAGGUGUAGCUUUGUAAUUAAUGAUGUUAAAUCAUUAAAUGUUGGACAAUUUUAUAAACA
Syngnathus acus (greater pipefish) is the source of this 1789-nucleotide messenger RNA. It is a transcript of the gene ankrd10b, whose product is annotated as ankyrin repeat domain 10b. The transcript has 5 exons. Bases 131 to 1129 code for a protein of 332 amino acids. NCBI's taxonomy places the organism in Eukaryota, Metazoa, Chordata, Actinopteri, Syngnathiformes, Syngnathidae. Gene Ontology annotation, molecular function: protein binding. The record is from RefSeq and is a predicted model, not a curated record.